AUGGUCGCCGCUGAUGAUUUCAUCCCGGAGCUGGCUGAGGGCCCCGCGGACCAGCCAGUCCCCGAGUCAAGGGUCCUGAUCAUUAUGACUGGAGGCACGAUUUGUAUGCGACCAUCGCCAGCCGGGCUGGUGCCUGCCCGGGAUUUCCAGGAACAGUGCCUCGCACGGGUGCCUACGUUCAACGAUAGAUCGAAUUCCACAAUGAUGGAUGUUGUGACCAACGGCGAGGGGGAUAUUAAACCUCACCCUAGUCUGCGGACUCCGAUGACGGCGUACGGCCGGCGAGUGAGAUACACCGUGUUCGAGUUCGAUGAGCUUCUCGACAGCAGUUCCAUUGACGCCAAGGGAUGGGCUCAGAUUGCGAUGACCAUUGAGCGAAACUAUACGCUCUUUGACGGAUUCGUGGUCCUCCACGGAACAGACAGCUUGGCAUAUACCUGCUCUGCAUUGAGCUUCAUGCUGCAAAACCUCGGAAAGCCGGUGAUUCUUACUGGAGCCCAAGCGCCCAUGCUCGAGCUACAGAAUGACGCCACCGAUAACCUUCUCGGAUCCCUCGUUGUGGCUGGCCACUUUAUGAUCCCCGAAGUGUGCCUGUAUUUCAACAACAAACUGCUUCGCGGCAACCGAUCCACCAAGAUCGCGGCGAGCGACUUUAAUGCGUUUGAUUCACCAAACUGCGCGCCGCUGGCUGUGACCACAUCCAUGCGUACGAAUGUCAACUGGGAGAUUGUGAACCGGCCGAAAAGCCUUGAGCACUUUAGCAUUCAGACAAACUUGGACACGACCCAUGUCGCGUGCCUUCGCAUCUUCCCCGGUAUCAAGCCGGAAAUGGUGGAUGCAGUCCUAAAACUAGACGGCCUUCGUGGCUUGGUUCUGGAAACAUUCGGAGCCGGAAACGCACCGCACGGACAGGAUAACGCAAUGACCAAGGUGUUUGCUGACGCCAUCUCUCGGGGAAUUGUCAUUGUCAAUGUCACUCAAUGUUUGACAGGAAGCGUCAGUCCAGUUUAUGCCCCCGGCAUGAGCUUGUCCAAGGCCGGGGUGGUUGCAGGACUCGACAUGACGACAGAAGGCGCACUGACAAAGCUAGCUUACCUUCUGGCUCUACCCGGGUCGACACCCCGGUCCGUGGCAAACAACAUGUUCGUGUCCCUUCGUGGCGAAUUAACAGAGUCGUCGCAGCCAGUCUUCCGCCAUCCCGACGGAGCUCUGCCUGAGCGCGUUCAAGCGCUCACGAUUCUGGGGUACGCCAUCGCGCAGGGGGACCUUGCUCGGGUCGAGGAGAUCAUAAGGAGCGAGCACCAUUGGCUGCUGAACGACGCGGACUACUCCGGAAAUACUCCAGUGCAUCUCGCCGCAACUUCACCCUCGAUCAGCAUCCUUGAGUUCCUGCUCCUCCAAGGCGGGUCGGUGCACAUACGGAACCGCAACGGACGCACCCCGCUGUUCCUGGCUGCUAACGCUGGGCUCUCAGAGCACGUUGUGCUUCUGCGCAAGUCGGGUGCACAUUUGCACAGCGACGAGCGGACGGCCGCGCAGUUGCUGGCCCGACGCCGGCCUGGCAUCUGGGGGCUGGCCGGAAUUGGGCCACGUGAAGUCAGCGACAGGGAGAUGGAGGAAGUUGUCGGCAGCGGGUAUCGCGCGGGGUCGUCGCACUGGUCGAUGGCGGGAUCGGCGCCUUGA
Aspergillus calidoustus is the source of this 1683-nucleotide messenger RNA. Lineage: Eukaryota; Fungi; Ascomycota; Eurotiomycetes; Eurotiales; Aspergillaceae. The record is from the annotation of a GenBank genome assembly.